Suncus etruscus (white-toothed pygmy shrew) is the source of this 1505-nucleotide messenger RNA. It is a transcript of the gene SCAMP4, whose product is annotated as secretory carrier membrane protein 4. Gene Ontology annotation, biological process: protein transport. The record is from RefSeq and is a predicted model, not a curated record. The transcript is spliced from 7 exons. The coding region runs from base 126 to 818 and encodes 230 amino acids. NCBI's taxonomy places the organism in Eukaryota, Metazoa, Chordata, Mammalia, Eulipotyphla, Soricidae. Gene Ontology annotation, cellular component: recycling endosome membrane; trans-Golgi network membrane.
GUGCCUCGUGGCGCAGGCGGGGGCGGGACGGCAGCCGGUUGCUAAGCCUUGCGAAGCUCUGCGCUACCCCGCCGGUCUCCUCAGGUGGCCGCAGGCUUCAGCCCUGCCCGGUUGGCACCACGGAAAUGUCAGGGAAGGAGUCCAAUUUCCCGCCACUGCCGCGCUUCAUCCCGCUCAAGCCCUGUUUCUACCAGAACUUCGCCGAUGAGAUCCCCAUUGAACACCAGAGCCUGGUGAAACGCAUCUACCGCCUUUGGCUGUUUUAUUGCGUCACCCUCGCUGUCAACCUCGUGGCUUGCCUGGCCUGGUGGAUCGGCGGUGGCUCAGGCGCCAACUUCGGCCUGGCGCUGCUCUGGCUGCUGUUCUUCUCCCCAUGUGGUUAUGUGUGCUGGUUUCGGCCCGCCUACAAGGCCUUCCGAGCUGACAGCUCCUUCAACUUCAUGGCGUUUUUCUUCAUCUUCGGUGCCCAGUUUGUCCUCACCGUCAUCCAGGCCAUUGGCUUCUCAGGAUGGGGCGCAUGUGGCUGGCUGGCAGCGAUUGGCUUCUUCCAGGUCAAUGUGGGCUCGGCAGUGGUCAUGCUACUUCCUGCCAUCAUGUUCUCUCUGUCGGCCGUUGCCAUGGCUGUGCUGAUUGUGAAGGUACACAGAAUCUACCGGGGGGCCGGAGGAAGUUUCCAGAAGGCACAGACUGAGUGGAAUGCAGGCACUUGGCGGAACCCGCCGUCGCGGGAGGCACAGUUCAACAACUUCUCGGGGAGCAGCCUGCCUGAGUACCCCACUGUGCCCAGCUACCCAGCUAGUGGCAGCAGGUGGCCAUAGGGUCCCAUGGGGCUGCGCUCAUCCCGCGCACACUGCCCAGAGGCCUCCAUGGUGCCACUCCUGCUCCUCUAGUACCCCGGCUUGUUGAGAUCCGGGGGCCAUCCCUGCCUAGGACCUGCCAGCCUCUUUCCCCCGGCGGGCUGCCUGGUGAUACUCGUGUGCCUUAAUGAGGAACCGAACUGUGGGCCCUCUCCCUUGCCCCCAGCGCAUCCCAUCCUUGGCUGUCCCCUUACUAGGUCCAGAAAGAAAUGGAGAACCUUCUGGAAGCCCCACUCUUGCUGGGGGACCAUUGCAGGGUGUGGACAGUUGAACCAUGUACACCUUCAACCCCUGCCCUCUCUCUCAGAAGUCUCCCCAAGGGACCCAGCAUGUCCCGUUUACCCUGCCAGUGCCCACUCCCUGUGCCAUGCACUGCUCAGGCACGAGGGGGCUGGACGGAAGAGCCAAGGCCCCUAACGUGGCAGCCAAACUUGGUGCUGGCACCCCUUCUUCCCCCUCGAGACAAGCAUUAACCAGGCUGCAGCUGGUGCCAAGCAGGUGUUCAUGGAGCUGUUCACACAGCUGUUGAUGGGCAGGUGUUGAUGCAGCUGUUGGUGAAUAGGUGUUCACACAGCUGUUGGUGGGCAGGUGUUCAGGCAGCUGUUUACUUAACAGGCUGGCCCAGCCCCCCCUUCACCCACCCCCACC